AUUGAAUGACCUUAGGUUUAAAGCGGCUCGCGCGCGGAGUAGUUGGGAACAUUUUAAUCAGGAUGGAGUCACCUCAAGUUGCGGAAAGUGAUGGUUCUCUAGACAAAGUGGACGAUAGUCAUAGCGAAUCUCCUCAUAAAGAACGUAUCUCAGUCUCUGAAGAAGAGGUUAAACAGCUCGAACCCAUAAAUGGACAUGAAGCUGAUACUGGUGAGAAAAGACAACGUAAGAAGGUUCAGAGAUUAUCUGAAACAUGGAAUCGAGCCCAUGAGGCCAAGGAAGAGGAACGGAUCAAAGCAGUCCAAGCAGUCUCAGCAGCAUUUGAGGGGGCUACAGGAACGGCACUCGGUGAGAUCCCACUCAUUGAAGCUUCCAUACGAAAAGCAAAACCUGCUAGCCUCAAAUCACUGCAUUUAAUAAUAUAUGGUAGACCAGGCUCUGCAAGCAAAAUACGUAGCAAUCUACGCAAAUUUCGAGGUUUCGGUUUCGAAAUGGGUUCUGAACAGUACGAAAAAAAAUCAACAUAUAUCCAACAACGCCCUGCUUGUGAUCUACGCGAAGUUCUCCGCAUCUUAAACCUAGAAGUUACAGGUACUCGAGAACAGUUGGCCUCUCGCUUACUGGAAUUCCUACUCAAACCAACCGCUAAUUCUGUGAAAUGUAAAGGAAAGAUCGUUAAGAAAUAUAAACAAAAAAAUAAAUCUAAAGAUAUUACCUCUAAAAAAUCGAAAUCAAAACCAUCGAAAAAGAACACUGUCUCAAAUGAACCUAGCAUAGAUAAUUCAAGUCAGCAGGAUAUUGAUGAACCUGAUGAUAUGUCGUCUGAAUCUGAGAACUCAGAAAGUGAUAUAUCAGAUGCAGCUGAAUCAAUCGAAAAAAAGCAGCCACCAAAGAAACGUGCUUUAAGUCAACGACAAAAACAAAAACCUGUUAAACCUAGUAUUAAACGAGCUAAAAAACAUGAACUUAGUGAUACAGAAGAUGAAAAUGAUCAUAAACAUAUUCCGACUAAAAUGAAAAAAGAACUUGAUUCUGAUGAAGAAAAUGUUCCUCUGUCUAAUUUAACAUCCACAAAAGUAACUACUCCCCCAACUGAUUCUGAAUUAAAGAAAAAUAUAAUUGAUCUACUUAAAACAGUUAAUUUAGAAGAGACAUCUCUUAAAGUUGUUCGAGAAAAGGUAAUCAAAGUAUAAUGCGUUAUUAAAACGGAUCUUUUCUCCUUAUAUAACAUCUAUUGAUAUUUUGUUGUAUCACGAUAUGCUUUCGCAUUGGACGCUUACUUUUUUUGUUAGCUAGUAGCUUACAGUUUCAAACUUUAUUUUUGGUAAAUCGGUCAUAAGCAAUGUAGAACAUAGGAUAUACGUGUACGUAUCGGUUCAAGUUGCCAUGCUAUAUCUGGACCAUGAGAUAAAAUUACUGGGACACAUUUCAGAGUAGUAGAAGUAACAGUGGAACCAGUGGUGGUAGGAAAACUGAGACAUAAGCAAUAUGAUUCAGGUUGAAUGGAUGAUUUUGGGGAGUUAUAAGUUUGAAAUAACUCUCGAAUUCAAAAUCUAAAAGAAAAUCAAAGGUGAAUGCAUUUGCAUAGUUGCUAUCAAUUCUAAACCAUACCAUCCAAAGACUCCAGCAAUUGAUCACAAUGUUCACGAGGAAACCAAUCAUCAGUAAUUCUGUAGACUAUUACCAUAUCUUGGUUUGGUCGUUCUCAUACUUUAUUUUUCACAAAUCCAUGGUUUAAGUUACUAAAUACUAAUUUGUUUAGUUUUGGGCAUCUUAUCCCUAACUUUCUGACUGUUUUAUCAAGGUCUCCCACGAAUAACUGGAUCAAAUAUACAAUAUACCAUUUUAUGUCAUCAAGAUCCUGAGCGUUAACGAGGUCAUCAAAAUGAAUAUGUUGUAAAACAAUGUAAACUUAAAAACAGACUGAUAGAUCUCAACUAUUUUAUGGCCAAUAUCUACUAGUCUAUCAACAUUCGUUUGCCUUCUCCGGAGCACUAUUCAAGUAGCUAUUACUUAGGUAGAAAUAGUAGUUUUUUCUGCUUCCACGAAAAACAAUGAUAUUUUACAAUAAAGGGAGUGGAUUAAAGGUCACUAUUGUAAGUACUUAUUCUAGGCCUAUGGGGUAAUUUUGGAAUAAAGUAGUAAGAAUUCAAACUGGAUAAAUUUGAAACAAUGUUUUUGACUUAAUAACAGUUGUAAAAAAUUUUCGACGGUCAACCUAACACUUUCAGUAUCAAGGUUCAAUUAUACGAAAAAUGGUUGGUGUAUGAAACUAGUUUAUGUAGUAUAAUUUGACUUAGAAAUGAUAUAAACUGUACAAGGUGGUUGUUUGCAUUUCUCGGAUGUUUUUCGUCUUUAAGUAUGAUUGUUUUUUAAUGCUUAGAACAAGUGUUUAGCGAACUUGAUUCGAAUAACCUCAUUCAUCAUAAAAUAAAACGGCCUUUUUUUGUAACAAAGGAGUUAUGGUUUAUUGUCGAUCCUCUUGAUAAUGAAAUUUUACUAAUGGUUAUUAUAAAUGUUAGUAUAGAGCGUCGAUUAUUGUGUUCGUGUCCCGGGAUCUAUAACACACCGGUAAACGUUUAUUGAAAUGAAUUUUUAUUAGAAUUUUAUUUGUAUAUAUGUGUUAAUGUAUCAUUAUACUAGUGUAAAUAGUUAUUGCAUGUACAUUUCAAUAAAUAACGGAAGAUACAGUCAUGAAAACAUAUUAGUGUGCAUAACAUUUAUUGAAAAUACUUCUAACAUGUUCUCAAUCCAUUAACUAUCACCGACUGGUUGAAAAUAAGUUAAUCACUGUACUCUUAAACCUGAUCCAAGCGUCAGAUUGUCUGAAAUGUAUCCUAUUAACACUUUUUUUUUUGAAUUUCGUUUCCAGUGCUAUCACAAAGUUUAAAAGCUCGAACCAACGCAUUCUGUGCAAUGUUCUAUGCUAUUGUGUCUUAUUGUACAUAAGUUUAUGCAUGCUCCAUGUCAUGAUUAUUUCAGUUUUGUUAUAUGAAUUUAGUAAUGUAAUUGAUAUUUUGAGUCUUAAUUUUUGUUUCUUCCUGAAUCUAUCUCAUCAAAUCAAUCAUAUGCUUGUUUAUUAUUUCAUACAUUUUAGAUUUUUGCUAAUUAUCCUAAUAUUGACUUAUCUGAUCGCAAGGAUUUCAUUAAUUCCACUGUUAAAGAGUUCUUGGCUCAUUCUUGAUUUGAUUUAUUAUUGGUCGUAGAAGAUGUGAAUUGUGAAUGUACGCCAAUUUUUUGUUAAAUAGUAAUGGAUCACAUAUAUACAUAACGACGAUCAUGGUGUUCAUUCACACACAUCAUUUAUUCUCUAAUAUUAAUACCGGCAGCUGUAUUUUCUAACCGUUGAUCCACACACACACACAUUUUGUUUUACCCUUUUGUUCCUAAAUUUUAUAGCCUCCCAUAAGAUACCGUACUGGUGUUAACAUCAUUCUUCCGUACCCAUUUGGAUAUAUAUAUAUAUAUAUAUAUAUAUAUAUAUAUAUAUCUGCUAACUUGUAAAUUUUGUUUUUCCCUUUCACAUUAAAAUAAAAUAGACAAACAAUGCAUUUCUCUACGCUUUUUCAUUUGUAUGUUUUAUUCAUUCUCAUAUAAGUAACACCACUCGUUGUCGCACUAUCCAUUCUUCUUUAUUUGCGGAAAAUCAUUACCAUUACUAUUGUUAUCGUUAUUCUUCAUAUUAUUAUUACUAUUAUCAUUAUCAUCACCAUUAUCAUCUUUUUUAUAUUAUUGUAAGUGUAUGUGUAUAUGUUUAUGUAUGAGUGUACCAGCCUAUAAUGUGAAGAUUUUCUCAAUUCAUUAAUCAAGAAAAAAUAAACAACAACAAUUCUACUACAAUGUCGUACUUUACUUUAAAAUAAGAACUCACUACCAUUAUUAUUACUACUACUAAUUAUGAUAUUAUUGUUUUUAAUAAACUGAUAUUAUAUA
Messenger RNA from Schistosoma bovis, 3933 nucleotides. The record is from the annotation of a GenBank genome assembly. NCBI's taxonomy places the organism in Eukaryota, Metazoa, Platyhelminthes, Trematoda, Strigeidida, Schistosomatidae.